This is a messenger RNA of Oncorhynchus keta (chum salmon), 5133 nucleotides long. RefSeq names its product SRSF protein kinase 1. The coding region runs from base 300 to 2204 and encodes 634 amino acids. Gene Ontology annotation, biological process: spliceosomal complex assembly; regulation of mRNA processing; protein phosphorylation. The record is from RefSeq and is a predicted model, not a curated record. Gene Ontology annotation, molecular function: protein kinase activity; ATP binding. The transcript has 15 exons. NCBI's taxonomy places the organism in Eukaryota, Metazoa, Chordata, Actinopteri, Salmoniformes, Salmonidae.
CCCCAUCCAAGGAGGGCCUAGUAGUCACACAAAUAGUUGGUUAAAUUGUGAUUUUAAUUGUGAUUUUAAUUAAUGGAGCAACCGUUUUUCCCCCUUCCUGGUGAGCGUGAAGCGAUAGGAAAUGGCAUGGACGGAUGAGCGCUCAACUCCGUUCACAUACUCUGGUACAGGUUAGGGUUAUGGACGUCCCAAGAAUUCCAGAUUGCAAUGACCAAGGUACGCCUGCGCUCUGACUACUACACUGAAAACAUAUCGCUCAACUCCAGCUUGAACCCCCAUCCCCCGGGCCCGUUUACAGCAUGGAAAGGAAAGUUCUUGCACUCCAGGCGAGGAAGAAAAGGACAAAGACGAAAAAACCCGGCAAAAAACCAGACCCUGCACCGCGGGGAGGUGCGUCCAAGCAGAAUGACUCUCCUAUCCCAGACCAGGAGGAGGAGAUACUGGGCUCUGAUGACGAGGAGCAGGAGGAUCCCAACGACUACUGUAGAGGAGGUUACCACCAUGUGAAGAUAGGAGACCUGUUCAAUGGAAGAUACCAUGUGAUCAGGAAGCUGGGCUGGGGACAUUUCUCCACUGUAUGGCUGGCCUGGGACAUACAGGGGAAGCGUUUUGUGGCCAUGAAGGUGGUGAAGAGUGCAGAGCACUACACUGAGACGGCCCUGGAUGAGAUCAAGCUGCUGAGAUCGGUGAGGAACACAGACCAGAACGACCCCAGCAGAGAGAAGGUGGUUCAGCUACUAGACGACUUCAAGAUCUCUGGCAUGAACGGAAGUCAUGUCUGUAUGGUGUUUGAGGUUCUGGGUCAUCACCUGCUGAAGUGGAUCAUCAAGUCUAACUACCAGGGCCUUCCUCUGCCCUGUGUCAAGAGCAUCAUUCGACAGGUUCUCCAGGGGCUGGACUACCUCCACUCAAAGUGUAAGAUCAUCCACACGGACAUCAAGCCAGAGAACAUCUUGUUGACUGUUAACGAGCCCUACAUUAGGAAUAUGGCUGCUGAAGCUACGGAGUGGCAGAGGACAGGAGCUCCACCCCCCUCUGGAUCUGCAGUGAGCACAGCCCCUGCGCCCAAAUCAACGGCGAAGAUGUCAAAGAACAAGAAGAAGAAGAUGAAGAAGAAACAGCGGAAGCAGGCAGAGAUGUUAGAGAAGAGGAUUCAGGAGAUGGAGGGAGCGCCGGAGGGAGGAGAGGAGACUGAAGGGAUAACCACAGACGCCCCCCCGCCAACCUCCGACACGCUACAGGACAUUGCUAACGGUGUCACAGCAGACCCAGCUCCAGAUAAAACGGAGGAGGAGAGCAGGAUGGAGGUGAACUGCAAUGGCCACACCCUCUUGGAGAGCCAUGAGGUACAGAGGACCAGUGAAGAAGAAGAGGAGGACCAACAGAAAGCCAACAAACUUGACGCCGUAGCCCCCAACAACGCCAGUACACAUGGACGGGACUCGCCGGCCAACGCCGUUUACCCAGAAUGCAACGGCAGAGUGCCCGGCGACUCCGGAACACACGAUAAAGAAGGGAGAGGAAAGGAGGGCAAGACGGAGGAGUGUAAACGACCAGAGAAGGAUGAGGAGGAGAGAAAAGACGAGGAGAUGGAGACUGAUGUGGUGCCUGGAAGAGAGGAUGAAGAGGAGGAGGGUGAGAGGAACGAUAAAAUAGCAGCAGGCAGUCUGUUGGUCAACCCUCUGGAACCUCUCAAUGCAGACAAGAUCCAGAUCAAAAUAGCUGACCUGGGGAAUGCCUGCUGGGUGCACAAGCACUUUACAGACGACAUCCAAACUCGUCAGUAUCGUUCUCUGGAGGUGCUGAUGGGAGCCGGCUACGGGACGCCUGCUGAUAUCUGGAGCACUGCCGCAAUGGCUUUUGAGCUGGCGACAGGAGACUACCUGUUUGAGCCUCACUCUGGGGAGGACUACUCUAGAGAUGAAGAUCACAUAGCUUUGAUCAUUGAGUUGUUGGGUAAAGUUCCUAAGAAGCUGAUCCUGGCCGGAAAAUACUCCAAGGAGUUCUUCACCAAGAAAGGUGACCUGAGGCACAUUACCAAGCUGAAGCCGUGGGGUCUGUUGGAGGUGUUGGUGGAGAAGUAUGAGUGGUCUAAAGAGGAGGCAGCAACCUUCGCUAGCUUCCUUUUCCCAAUGUUGGACCUGGUACCAGAGAAGAGAGCUACGGCUGCAGAGUGCCUCCGACACGCAUGGAUCACCCCCUAGAGGAGCCACAGCGCUACUACAGCCAACAAGCAGCUCAUACAGUACACACAUGCAUACAUACAUGAACAUAUGUACAUACACACACACAAACAUACAUACGUACUCACAAGCAUUCACACACACACACACACACAUAUAAGAGGAAGCCGUUGCCAGCACCAUGCCUGCAUUGCCUCCCUAGUGGCUCAACACACGCACAAAUCACGCUAGACUGGCUACUGAAGCCCUACUGGUGGCCUUCAUAGAAAACACUGGUUCCAGAUAAAUAAACACAAGGAAGCCCGAUCCAGCAGCACUAUAUCUAUUUAUGUCUCUCUCUUUUACUUUUUCUUUUUGGUACUGACUGGAUAUGACUUGAGUAUCUGAUCUCUUUUUCUUUAUUUACUCUUGUUUUUGGUCCUUCUGUAGCACAGUUGGUAGAGCAUGGCGCUUGUAACGCCAGGGUAGUGGGUUCGAUUCCCGGGACCACCCAUACGUAGAAUGUAUGCACACAUGACUGUAAGUCGCUUUGGAUAAAAGCGUCUGCUAAAUGGCAUAUAUUAUUAUAUUAUAUAUUAUUGUUUUUCUCUGUGCCAAUGAUGACACCUCUACCAAGUUUCAUUCAGAGUUUCUCUUCUGUUUGUGUUCCUUUGUUUAACAGAUGUGCAUGUUCAGAGUUAACAUCAAACCUCACAGACCUCCACUGGACAAUUUCAAGACCAAUCCAAUCAUAUCUACAGAACACCCACUGUACCACUAUACUAGCACAUCCGAAUGGUAGUUAUUUUAUAUACAGUAUUGAUAGAGGUUAGUUUGAGUAUUUUCCUUCAAUAACAAAGCAUAUUUACAAUGUGUGUAGGAUUGUGGGGAAGAGUAGCUACCUAGAAAGUAAUCAACAGAAUCAAAGGAUUCUCCAUGAAGUACUCCUGAACUGGAAUUGACUGAAUGCAAUGGAACUUGUUCUGUUUCUCUUCUAUGACAUCAUCCCUGUCCUAUCCUUCCUUGUCUCAUUCCAAGCAGCCGUUUUGGAAUGGCACUUACCACAGUGUGGAGAUGGUACCAUCAUACUCUGUCCCGCGUUUCAUGUACUACCUUCUGUUACCUGCAUUGAUCCACAGACCAUGACUAGAACAAUGCUACUGAAUAACCAUGUUUCAAACUAGCCAGCCGAUUCUGACCUUACCGUUACGCUUGUUUACACUAAGCUGCACUGGGGUCGGAACGCAAUCAUGGUUAGAUUUAGACACCGCGGAGCCGGCGCACUGUCUAAAACGUUCCUCAAUGCAGCGAUGGGAUGUGCUACUGUACCCAAAUUGUACUUCAAUUCAAACUGCCCUUUUCCUCCUCAUCCGAGCUAGCAGUAGGCACAGCAGCCAUUAUGGAAUGGAACGUCGCGUUGAACAACAGAGGCUGAUUGGCUGACACAGCCAUUCCAAAAUGGUGGCGGUGGCUACUGCUCGCUAGCAGGAGGAUGAAAGGGCAUUUUUCUAGUAAAAUUAGCAGUAUUUCAAUCUUCUUGAUGUAUCAGUUUUGAUAUAGAUAAUCUUUUCAGUACAGUGUUAUAUCCAAGGAUGUAUGUAAAACCUGGAUUGCUGAUGCUAUGUAUUGGCCAAUGAGUGGCUUUGAAGCAACCGGUCGACCAUAUUGGCACUCCCUAGAGGCAGUCCUUCAUAGGACUUAAUGGAAUUCCACAGUAUUUCAAUUAAAUUAAAGGACAAAAUGACCUGUAUUUAAAUAUUUUUGUCGUGGGGACAGUAACAAUUUAAAAGUAUGCAUUAAGGUGUCUAACAGAAAAAACUUGGUAAAAACAGACUUGGUAAUAAAUGCAUUUUUAUAGCUUCCCAAACUUUAUUUUUUACAAUGGUGGAGUGCCAAGAUGACGGCCCUGUAAGUCAUCUAGUGUGUGUGUGUAUAUAAAUCAUUGGGCACAUCCCAUCCCUGCAUUGAGAAGUUUUCCAGCCCAUAUCUCGUUGCGGCUCUGUGGUGUCUUAAUCUAACCAUGAUUGUGUUCUGACCCCAGUGCAGCUCAGUGUAAACAAGCGUAACAUAGGGUCAGAAUCUGUUGGCUAGUUUCAUACCUCUCCUGUGGUGUUUAAGGUUCUAGAUAAGGUUUGCCUCUGAGAAAAUAAUGCCUCUUUUUUUGCUAGAUGGUGUGAUACAAAAGAUUUUCCCGUUUCAGAAAAAUUAUCAGAAUCAGAAUUCUGUAUUCGAUUCCAGAACAGAUUUACCAAAAAAAUGACUCCUUAUUCUUUAUAUAGUUGGAACGGGGUGCCAUUUUAGGCACAACCCAUAUCUGAACCCCUAUCUUGUACAUACAUAUCUGUACCAAAGAGUUGGCCUUGUCUCUCUGAACUUGUGUUUGGAGCUUCUGUUUGAACUGUGUAUAUUAUGAAGGAGCAGAAGCUCUGCCUGUGUCCCAAAUGUUACCCUAUUACGUAUUUUGUGCCCUAUUUAUGACUAGAGCCCAUUUAGGCUCUGGUCAAAAGUAAUGCACUAUAUAGGGAAUAGGGUGCCUUUUGGAAUACACACUCUGCUAAGGUGCAAAUGUUUGAAUGAGUCGUUAUGAGGUCGAUUGAUGCCUUGAGACGCAUUUGCGAGGUUUUUUUGCUGCAUUUUUAAAGCUUAUUUUCAUACUGACGUUGCCCCUCUUGCAGUGUAGGACUGUUUUAAAUGCAUCAAAGAGAGAGAAAGGUAUAAUCGUGGAUUGUAAUAAAGAAUGAUGACGCUGUUAUAAUGCUUUAAAGAGUGCCCUCCCCCCGAUCCCAUUGGUUGCUCUUUUUCUACAAGCCCCUCUCCUCCCGCCCUCGUUCUCAAUGCGCUCUUUCCCUGACCUCUCCUUGCCUUUCUUCCUCAUCUGCCUCCCCCUCUCCUGACCUCCCUCUCUGCAUUUGAUUGUUCACUGCUAAACUAAGCAUUUUCUGUAGUUGAAUAAACAUUUAGAUUUUGAAAA